Closterium sp. NIES-65 is the source of this 1749-nucleotide messenger RNA. NCBI's taxonomy places the organism in Eukaryota, Viridiplantae, Streptophyta, Zygnematophyceae, Desmidiales, Closteriaceae. The record is from the annotation of a GenBank genome assembly.
AUGAUAAGACAUUUACUGGACAACGUGGUGGAGCGCGGGAUGCCGCACCAUUAUUCCACUGAGAUGUGGGAGCGCACGCACAAGGGCACGGUCAAGGGUCCAGUUAGAGGGAGCAACUGGAGCGACAUUCCGCGCCGAAUCGUGGAGGAGGAGGUGCAGAGAGAGGUGUACCGUGAGGUGGCUGCAGACGCCGGCGGUGGGCGGCAGUAUGCGUCUGCAUUGCGCGAGGCAAUCAAGACGAGGAAACCGGUGCUUACAAAGAAGUAUCGGAUCAUGCGCAUAGGCGGGGCGUCGGAUCCGGUGUACGAUGAGUACACAGCCGCGCUUGGAGACGAGAUGAAGGGGAUGGCCGCGGAGUUUAAGGCGUUGGACCUGGCUACCAACAACGUGCAGGUCCACACCGCGGUGGCCAUUCCGCGCACAAGAGGCGGCGAGCUGGUGGCCAAAGGGACGUUUGUGAAGGCAUCUCCACGAGAGAGGUGGUACUCGAACGUGGCACUUCUGAACAACAAGAAGGGGGACUGGUAUGCAAGAUGUCUGUGCAUCUUCAGGGCGCUUGACCGUGAUGGGGAGUGGAAGGGAUACGCAUACGUGAGGUACUACGAGAGGGCGGGAAGCUGCAAGCUUACAGGGUGCACGCAGCUGCACAAGAAAGUGGAGAAGGUGAGGUAUUCGGUGGUGGAGCUGGGCAGCCUGCAGAGAGUUGUGCACGUGUGCCCGUCGUACAGCAACAACAAGGGACUGCUGGCUACUGCGCACCCGGACGAUGUGUUCUGCUUCCACGAGAUUAAUUUUCUUCCGAGCCGCCUCCCGAAGACAUACAUUCCAGACAAGCGUAAUGUUUGCGAGCGGAUUGUCAGCAUCGGCAUUCUUUACAACGCGACGGGCAGUUGUUCCGCGGUGCCACUGGUGGUCCUAUCGCCGUACGAUAGGCCCGAGCGCAGGCGGGGGCGCGCGGCAUCGCGCAUGGUGGCAGUCCGAUAUACGCACCGCGGCCGGUUGACUCCGGAGGUGUUCACGGAGUUUGUGGAGACUGUCAACGGGGGCCUUCCGCACCUGCAGGGAGUGGAGGACGCGCUGAAGGCCCAUUACCGCGUUAUGCUGAUGAAGCGGGCGAUCGCGGCGAAGCGGUUCCAGUUCGACUAUGCCGCUUCUAUCGCCGACGUGGACUACGGACUCAUGCUGGAGUGGCUGGGGGAAUCGUGGACCCGUGUGCGCGCUGCAACCAUGCAGAGGAGCUGGUGGCGCGCCGGAUGCGUGCCGCCGAGCUGGCCGCCGCUGAUGGCGUACCUGAACGACACCAGCGCGACGGGCAUGUUUGAGCCGCUCAUUGCGACUUGCGUCGAGCUGCAGUUGCUCAUCGAGAAGUUUAAGAUGAGGCCUGCGUGCUACAUGACGGCGGCGGAGUUCGUCAACUGCGACGCGGGGCUCUGCGUGGAGCAGGGGUUCGUUGCCACACCUGCUGCAAGCGCGUCGGAUGACUCGUCGGGCGAGAUGAGCCUGCCAGACGGCCCGCUGCUGCGGGACGAGCGCAGCAGGCGGCGCGUCAUUCGCAACGUCACAAACGCGUACGUGGAGCGUGCCGAUGAGCUCGGCAUUCCCCCGGCCCUCGUGCCAGCAGAGGUCGGCGCAUCUAACCAGGAGGUGAUUUCCCGCCUCGGCAGGACGCCAGUUAAGCGUGCGCGAGCGGGGCUGCGCACGGAGGACAUGGCAGGCCCUUCGGAGCGCAAGGACGAGGACGACGAGUGA